Molecule: messenger RNA, 1010 nt
Organism: Anopheles coustani
Lineage: Eukaryota; Metazoa; Arthropoda; Insecta; Diptera; Culicidae
Product: H/ACA ribonucleoprotein complex subunit 1-like
Exons: 2
Coding region: 151-861 (236 amino acids)
Biological process (GO): snoRNA guided rRNA pseudouridine synthesis; ribosome biogenesis
Cellular component (GO): box H/ACA snoRNP complex
Molecular function (GO): box H/ACA snoRNA binding
Source: RefSeq, a predicted model, not a curated record
GUGAAGUAGUUUGUGUCGAACGUGCCUAGAGAUUGUGAGUAUUUUCGGUCAACAGAUCGGAAAUACUGGACGUAGAAUAUAUUUCGAGCAAAAUUGACCAUCAUUGACCUGCGUUAGCAACAGAGUGUUAUUAGUUUUUGUUUGUUCGCUAUGAGUUUCCGUGGACGUGGUGGUGGCGGUGGUGGAGGAGGAGGAGGUUUCCGUGGUGCCGGUGGUGGUGGAGGAGGUUUCCGUGGUAGCGGUGGUGCUGGAGGUGCCCGUGGAGGAUCCCGCGGUGGUUUCGGUGGUCGUGGCGGGUUCAACAAUCGCAGCUUUGGGCGCGACGAUGGGCCAAAAAACAUUAUUCCGCUCGGAUUCUACGACUACCCGUGCCAGGAAGAUCUGAUCGCCAAGGUGGAGGUCGAGAAUGUCCCGUUCUUCAAUGCACCCAUCUACAUGGAGGGAGAGAAGCAAAUUGGCAAGGUGGAUGAAAUUUUCGGUAACCCGAAAGAUUUUUACGUCUCGAUCAAGCUGAUGGAUAACAUGAAGCCGGACGGAUUUCAAGCGAAGCAGAAGUUGUUCAUCGACUCUGGAAAAUUGCUACCCUUGGCACGAUUCCUGCCGGGCAACCAGACCCGUAAGCCGGGUGGUAGAGUCGGCAAACCUGGGGGCGCACGUGGUGGCCCCGGCGGUCGUGGUGGACGUGGUCGCGGUGGAGGCGGCGGAUUCCGUGGCGGCCGAGGAGGCUUUGGUGGAGGUGGUGGCGGUGGUGGUGGUGAUGGAGGUGGUUUCCGUGGAGGUCGGGGUGGCGGUGCACGCGGCGGUGGUGGAUUCCGCGGGAAUCGUGGAGGUGGUGGAGGAGGCGGUGGAAACCGAUGGUAGGAACCACAAACAUGGAGCGAAUUGUGAGUUUUCCUAAGUGUACCCUAGUUUACACUGUUUGCGUAUAUAGUUUUUGUAUAAGUGCUUAAUGUUUAAGAACAUGGAAAUAUAUACUUUGCUUCCAAAAUGUCGGAGCUGUACAACAAGAA